UAAAGAUAUGUUAACAUCCAUAUCUCGGAGACUAGAACAACUAGACUUGUUACCUUUGGAUACAGCAAAACCAUUGCAUUCUAAAACGCCAUCUGUUGUAGCCAGUUUAGAUCCUGACCCGCUGCCGCCGCCCCCAGUCCUUUCACCACUUCAAAUGGCUGUGAAAACAGCCCGAGAUCAGGGUGAAAAUCUUGAAGGAUAUUCUAUGAUCUUCCCUGUUUUCGAAGAUGAGAAUCGCCUCAGGUAUCAUGAGCCUCUGCCUUUUAAACAGCUAAAGGAGCUAAAACAGGCUUGCGCCCAAUACGGGCCUACUGCGCCGUUUACCUUAGCUAUAAUUGAAAGUCUAUCAUCUCAAUAUUUGCCCCCAAACGACUGGAAGGCUGUUGCACGAGCCUGUCUUUCAGGAGGUGAAUAUCUUUUGUGGCACUCAGAAUAUGGCGAGGUCUGCAGCAACAUUGAACAUCGUAACCACCAUAAUGGGCUGCAGGUUAACUUUGACAUGUUAAUGGGGGAAGGAGCAUUUAGAGACCUUAAUCAGCAGUUAAACUAUCCUGAACAAGCCUACCCACAGAUUAAUGAAGCGGCGCUAAAAGCAUGGAAAAAACUCCCUGACUCAAAUAGAAAGACUGAAGAUUUAUCAAAAAUUAGGCAAGGACCUAACGAACCUUAUCAGGAUUUCAUCGCUUGGUUACUUGAUGCUGUGUCUAAAUUUAUUGGAGAUGAAGAAGCUGGCACUAUUGUAACUAAACAGAUGGCAUAUGAAAAUGCAAAUGCUGCUUGCCAGGCCGCUUUGUGACCUUAUAGAAAAAAGGGGGGUUUAACAGAUUAUAUAAGAAUUUGUGCUGACAUUGGCCCUUCCUAUCUUCAGGGAUUGUCUAUGGCUGCUGCUAUCCAGGGAAAAACUAUCAAGGAAGUUCUAUAUCAACAGACUAAGAACAAGGGUAGUGUGAAAAAGGGAGGGCCUCCCGGCAGUUGCUUUUCGUAUGGACAACUGGGACAUCGUAUGGCCCAAUGUCCUAAGAAAAAUAAUUUAGAUAGGACAAAGAAUCCUGAUGUAUGCCCCAGAUGCAAAAAGGGAAAACAUUGGUCCGGGGACUGUAGAUCAAAAAUGGAUAUAGAAGGCAAACCUCUUCCUCCACAGUCGGGAAACUGGGGGGGCCAGCCCCAGACCCCAAAACAAUGUUAUGGGGCACUUCAGACCGAGCCUCAGCCAAAUCUAAUUGACUCAGCAUUAAAAGCCUUUUCCGAGCCACCCCAGCCAGUGCAGGAUUGGACUUGUGUGCCACCACCCACACAGUGUUAA
Odocoileus virginianus texanus is the source of this 1303-nucleotide messenger RNA. The record is from RefSeq and is a predicted model, not a curated record. Lineage: Eukaryota; Metazoa; Chordata; Mammalia; Artiodactyla; Cervidae.